GAUUCUAAAUAAAUAAAUGAAUAAAGAUGUGCGUUUUUAUCUACAUUACGAAAUAUGUUUAGUUAACGACGUUAUUAUGCUAAUGGAUUCGUUCAAAACAAGUUGAAAUAAAGGCAGAAAAUAGAACUGUUGUUUCACAUUCAAUUUGAGUGUGGUUAUGUGCGCAAAAUGUUUGCUGCAAAAAUUUCUAAAUCAUUAAAUUUUGCAAAUCGGCAUAUAGGAUUUAGAAUUACUAGUAGCGAACUAGUUGGUUUUCAUAUACAAAAUGCAUAUAAUGGCUCUUCACAAAAUUUCUCAACCAAGUCCUCAACGCGUAGUAAAAAAGUUCGCAGUGACUUUCAAGAAGCCAUCAGGGAUAUUCAAAAUGGAUCAAAAUUGUUGGUAGGAGGGUUUGGACUGUGCGGCAUACCCGAAAAUCUUAUUGCCGCCUUGUUGAAACACGAGGCAAAGGAUUUAACAGUGGUAUCCAAUAAUGCCGGUGUUGACAAAUUCGGUUUAGGAUUGCUCUUAAAACAGAAAAAAAUCAAGAGGAUGAUAUCUUCCUAUGUGGGAGAAAAUGCCGAGUUUGAAAGACAAUUUUUGUCUGGAGAAUUGGAAGUGGAACUAACUCCACAAGGUACACUGGCUGAAAGAAUCAGAGCUGGCGGCUCGGGAAUACCGGCGUUUUACACUCCCACGGCGUACGGGACGUUGAUACAUGAAGGAGGGGCUCCUAUAAAAUAUGACGCCAAUGGAAAAGUAGAAUUAUCGAGUAAGCAGAGGGAGGGGCAAUUGUUUAACGGAAAGCCUUAUAUUAUGGAGGAAGCAAUCACGGGCGACUUCGCUCUCAUCAAAGCAUGGAAAGCCGAUCCCUUGGGCAAUUUAAUUUUCAACAAAUCCGCGAGGAAUUUUAAUCCGACAAUGGCCAAGGCCGCAAAAAUUACGAUCGUGGAAGUGGAAGAGAUUGUCGAGCUUGGUGCGAUACGUCCCGACGAAGUGCAUUUGCCUGGCAUCUACGUCGACAGAAUCGUUAAAGGCGAGAAGUACGAGAAAAGAAUCGAGAGGUUAACCGUGCAAAAGUUAUCAGACAGCAAAGACUCGGUAGUGAAAAAAAAUCCCGCUGCUGAGAAGAGGGAGAGAAUCAUAAGGCGGGCUGCUUUGGAGUUUAAAGAUGGCAUGUAUGCGAAUUUGGGUAUCGGAAUGCCGAUGCUUGCGUCCAACUACAUCCCCGACGAUAUGGAGGUGUAUUUGCAGUCCGAGAAUGGCAUUCUGGGUCUGGGACCGUUUCCGCACCCGGACCACGUCGAUCCGGAUUUAAUAAACGCGGGAAAAGAGACGGUGACGAUCGUACCGGGGGCUUCCUUCUUCAGCAGUGAUGACAGCUUCGCUAUGAUCCGAGGCGGUCAUAUUGAUUUAACAAUUUUGGGUGCAAUGGAGGUGUCCCAGUAUGGCGACUUGGCGAAUUGGAUGAUACCUGGCAAACUGGUAAAAGGUAUGGGCGGAGCUAUGGACUUGGUGGCGGCUCCGGGUACUAAAGUGGUCGUGUGUAUGGAGCACACGGCCAAAGAUGGGGGGCACAAAAUUCUAGAAAACUGCAGUUUGCCGCUAACUGGCAAGCAGUGCGUUGACAUGAUCAUCACAGAAAAGGGAGUGUUUGACAUUGACCAUGAGAAUGGUUUGACUUUAGUAGAAUUGGCGGAAGGUGUGGCGAUCGAGGACGUUUUAAUGUCGACCGGUUGUAAUUUUCGAGUGGCUGAAGACUUGAAACCCAUGAGCCAAAUUGACGUGGACUGAAAUU
Molecule: messenger RNA, 1777 nt
Organism: Cylas formicarius (sweet potato weevil)
Lineage: Eukaryota; Metazoa; Arthropoda; Insecta; Coleoptera; Brentidae
Gene: SCOT
Product: succinyl-CoA:3-ketoacid coenzyme A transferase 1, mitochondrial
Exons: 9
Coding region: 169-1773 (534 amino acids)
Biological process (GO): ketone body catabolic process
Cellular component (GO): mitochondrion
Molecular function (GO): succinyl-CoA:3-oxo-acid CoA-transferase activity
Source: RefSeq, a predicted model, not a curated record